Messenger RNA from Gongylonema pulchrum, 270 nucleotides. The record is from the annotation of a GenBank genome assembly. Lineage: Eukaryota; Metazoa; Nematoda; Chromadorea; Rhabditida; Gongylonematidae.
GUUCUAGUGACCUUCGGUGACAGCUACAGAAACAAUUCCUUGCUACACAUCAUUCCGCUGAAAUUUCGGAAAGAUUUGGUUACGGCUGGUUACGACGCGUCAGUAGAUGGAAAGAAGGAAACGGUUGACAGCGAUGACGAAGUGACGGAUAAGUCAGUGGAAGCGCAAGUGACCGUUUUCGGGGCUUUGAAAAGAGCGAAAAAUGAUUUCGCCGAGGAGCUCAUUAAGAUGGAGCAGAGGAGGCAAAGCGACAGCCAAAGUAAUGCAUAA